AUGAUACAAGAUCCUAUUUCUGCAAGCGACCGUGGAAGAAGACUACUUCCUCACGUGAUCGAUGGCCUAGCUUUAAGUGAUCCCACUCGUGUUUUUGUAUCCAUUCCAUUAUCAAAUAACCUCCAAGAUGGAUUUCAAGAUAUCACGUACAAAGACUUUGCCCGUUCUAUCGAUAAAUGCUCUUGGUGGAUGGAAGAAAAUCUAGGUCGCAGUGAAACAUUUGAAACACUCAACUAUGUCGGACCUCAAGACUUGCGAUACAUUAUAUUACUGCUUGCUGCUAUCAAGACUGGCUAUCAGAUGUUUUUUAAUUCACCUCAAAAUAGUCUAGAGGGUCAUAUUGCACUACUCGAGUCUUUGGAAUGCAAAAUCCUUUUAGUCCCAGAGACAUUACCAGCUAUUACCCAAAGUCUUCUAUCGAAAAGACAAAUGCGUGCAUUAAAAAUACAGAAUCUCCAGGACUUAAUUUUGGACUAUUUUGUACCAUCAUACCCAUACACCAAAACCUUCGGUCAAGCAAGAUAUGAACCUUUCGUUGUCCUCCAUACCUCCGGUUCAACUGGUACCCAAAAACCCAUUAUCUUAACUCACGGCACCAUAUCCCAACAUGAUACCUUCCUCCUCCCACCACUAUCCGGCCAUCAACCCAUCACUCUCUCACUAUACCAGAAUGCUCGAGUAUUCAUCGGUCUAGGUCUCUUCCACAGCGCAGCCAUCUGUUUCACAUCAUUUUGCAUCUACUACACCACCACAAUUGUUCUCCCUCCACCCAUCCCAAUGACACCUGAAUCCUCCAUUCUCACCCUCAUCGCAAAAACCCCCGAAUACCUAAUCAACAUCAAAAACCUUCGCUACCUAAACUACGGCGGUGGACCUCUCCCAGCCGAAAUCGGAAACAUCUUAAAACUCCACACUCACCUCUUCGCCCAUUUUGGCGCUACCGAAACCGGUUUCUACGCGCUCCAAAUUACCGGUCCUGAAGAUUGGGAAUACAUGAAAUUUAGUCCUACGAUGGGUAUUGAACUUCGUCUUUUCACCAAAGAUCUCUAUGAAUUAUGCUUCAUCCGCCAACCCGAACUCGCGUUAUCUCAAGGCGUCUUUUCUACAUUUCCUUAUUUGGAUGAAUAUUCGAGUAAAGAUUUAUUUUCGAAACAUCCGAAUAAAGAAGGAUUGUGGCAUUUUGAGGGUAGAACAGAUGAUAUGAUUAUUUGUUCUACGGGGGCGAAAAUAAAUCCGAUGGGAAUGGAGGGGUUUUUAAAUGCACAUCCUGCGGUUGAGGUAGCGAUUGUUGGUGGUUCGGGAAGAAUGCGGGGUUAUCUGUUGGUGGAAGCGAGGGAUCCACCUCAGGAUGAAAAGGAGAGAGAUGCUUUGAUUGAGAAGCUUUGGGAUACGAUUGAAAAGGCGAAUCAAAAUGAACAAAUUCAUGGGAAGAUAACCAAGGAAUUAAUUUUAUUUACGAAAGCUGAGAAGCCGAUGGUGAGGGCGGGGAAGGGAACUGUUUUGAGAAAGUUGACUGAGGAACUGUAUAGAGAAGAGUUGAAUGAUUUGUAUGGUGCUUUUGAAGAACAAUUUCCUUACUCAUGUCGCUCCAAAAAUCCAAGUCUGUCUUUUCUUCUCUGA
Molecule: messenger RNA, 1620 nt
Organism: Botrytis fragariae
Lineage: Eukaryota; Fungi; Ascomycota; Leotiomycetes; Helotiales; Sclerotiniaceae
Product: putative amp-binding enzyme protein
Exons: 3
Coding region: 1-1620 (539 amino acids)
Source: RefSeq, a predicted model, not a curated record